Pundamilia nyererei is the source of this 1890-nucleotide messenger RNA. RefSeq names its product tripartite motif-containing protein 66-like. Lineage: Eukaryota; Metazoa; Chordata; Actinopteri; Cichliformes; Cichlidae. Bases 253 to 1890 code for a protein of 545 amino acids. Gene Ontology annotation, molecular function: protein binding. The transcript has 9 exons. Gene Ontology annotation, cellular component: chromatin. The record is from RefSeq and is a predicted model, not a curated record.
CGCAUUAAAUAUUAAACACCUGUUUGCAGUUUCUAUUUGUGAGCUGUGCUGAAAUAUCAGGGGGCUGAGGCUGAAUCUUCACUCCACCAAUCAAAUCAUUUGAGUUCCCCUUGACACUGGACACAUGGAACAUUUCUAUUCCUCUCCUGCUCAGCUCACAUCCACCUGAGGACACAUUCACCUGACUUUCUGAAGCAGACAUCUUGUUUUUUCAUCACUUGGCUUCAAACUGAGAGGCCCAGUCUCCUGGAGAUGGCAGACUUGCCUCGCAGACGCUAUGGCAACUUCCCACAAAGGCGAGCCACCAUGUUACCAUGGGUAGCCAAGUGUAGGGUAAGGCUGGCACUGGAGGCCAUGCCAUCUGAGACUGGUCCAAAUCUGGCAACCACAGCAGAGGAACCAACCCCCCGGGCAGAACAUGUGAAUAUAGAUGUCAGCAUGACUGGAUUCUGUGAGGUGGAAAAGGAGCCAAACCAGUCUUAUGAGAGAAAAACAAAAGCAACAUCUCCGUCAUCUGAAAAAUGGGAAAGGCCUCCAGCCAAAAGUGUUAAAGCUUUAUUGAGAAGAUUAAGGAUUCACCCAGAGGCCCAGAGGAUUCUGGGUAAUUCCUGCAUACCUGUAGUGAGCCUGGAGCGUCUGAACUUCCAGUCUGUGUCUUUAUCAUCACUGCAGCCUGUGGUGUCUUUGCAACGUCUGCCUUGCCAAAAACAAGCUGAGCUCUGUGACAAUGUGUCAUUAAAUAUUUCUGAACAGAAUGGAUUCAGUCAAACUGAGGAAGAUAUACUGGAGCUAACUGAAGGAUCAUUCCAGCCUAAACCAGUAGAGCCAUGUGAUCUCAGUCCAACAUCCUGGACUGAACCAUAUUGUCCUGACAGCUCCCUUUCUGGAGAGCCAGAGCAGGACUCAGGCUUUGACUGUGACUCUAAUCCAGAUCAGCCUUACAUCCUGUUUGAUUGUGGAUCUGAUGAUGGGAAAGCUGAAUCUGAAGCAUUUUAUCUGGAUCCAGAUCCAGAGCAGACUCUGGUUAUUGAACUGGAUCCAGGAGAAGAAGAAGCAGAUCAGGACCAAUGCCUGCCCCCGGAGGAUGAAGUUGAAAGUACAUGUGUGGUUGAUAUAAUCGAAGUGGACGAUGGUGAAGAUCAAAGAAGUGAAAUUAGAUGCUUGGGAGAACAGGCCGACUCAUCCACCCAGCAGCCUGGAGCUGAGGUUGGGACUGAGGAGAGUGAAGAUUUCUGCGCUGUUUGUCUGAAUGGAGGAGAGCUGCUCUGCUGUGACCGCUGCCCCAAAGUUUAUCACAUAGGCUGUCAUGUACCUCCUCUCAGCAGCUUCCCGCCAGGUGACUGGGUGUGUACUCUGUGUAGAAGUGAGCAGGAGCCCGUGGAGGCCUACGACUGUGAGAUCAUGGACUCCUGCGAGGGAGUCAAGGCACCUUAUACACUAUCCAACCUGGACCAGAGGAGAUGUGAGAAGUUGACUCUGCUGUUAUACUGUCAAAUCCUCAGCGCUCCUUUCCAUGAACCUGUCAGCCCUCUGGCUCGAAACUACUACCAGAUCAUCAAAAGGCCCAUUGACCUGUCAGUGAUCCGCAGGAAACUGGACAAGAGCAACACUCUCCACUACUUCACUGCUGAGCAGUUUGUUGAUGACGUCUUGUUGAUGUUCAAGAACUGUGCUACUUUCAAUUACCCAGACUCAGAGGUGGCUCAGGCUGGUCGAAACCUGGAGAUGUUUUUCUUGAGCAAACUGAAGGAGAUUAUUCCAGACCGGACAUUCCCAUCAGCCAACCAGGGCACAACAGACAGAGCUCGCCUUCAGUGGCUCCACAGGAAGAACAAGGAAAACUCCAGAAAGAAGAGAAAUGUUUUUAGUGGGAAAAAAUAUUGCCUAUAA